AUGGACCGGUCUGUGGAAGUUGACGUGAAAACCGCGGAUGCGACAGACUCUGUUGUUGUGAGCUCGUUUUUCAACGGCGUGGAGAUCCCGGCGUCGGCCUCGUUCGACCUGUUCCGCCACAAGGACUCGUACCUGGUGCACGGCGAGACAGACACCUUGCAGUACGACGGACAAACGGUGGCAGACGACCAGCAGUACUUUAUCGGGGUGUACGACCCGGCAAAAAAAACCGUCGAGCUGGUGAAGGCGCCGCUCGUGGCGUCGCGCAUCACGUCGAAACGGAAACUCAGCAUCCCGCGCAUCAAACAGCAGGACGUCCAGCGCAACAUCCAAAGAAACGCAUUGGGCGAGGCCUUUGGAACGAAAAAGGCCAAGAAGGCCAUUCUGGACAUGGAGAAGAACAGAAUCGACUCGUCGAAGCUGGAAACAAAACAAUCAGACAUCGUCGACUCGAUCAAGAUCAACACCUCCAAACUGCCAACCAGCGCACAGAUGCAGGACGAUCUGAACGAGACCAGGGUGAUUCCGCAGUUCGAUGUGGAAGCCACCUCUGUGGACGAUAUCUACCCGCUGGAAAACAUCAUUUCCGCCAAGGAACUCGCCAGUAUCCGUGUCGAGAGUCUGCAGAACGACCAAACAGAGCCAAAGGACAAACUGGACCUGCUACCAUACUCCAACUCGCGCUACUUGCUACGUAAGCUAGCGGCCAUCUCCAAAGACACCCCGGACCGCAAACUCAAGCUGCAGAUCGUGUACUACGUGUCGUUGCUGAUGGGUCUGUACGCGAACCGCCGGAUCCACUCCAAAGACCAGCUGAUCGAGUCGCUCAACCAGCCGCCCGUGGUGCUUGUGGACCUGGUGCUGAAAAAUUUCACCAUUUUGCGCAAAAACAACAGAAACUACCUGAUCGACCCGCGUUGCGAGGACAAGAUCCUGUGCUACUUGUUGGCGCUGAUUCUGAAGCUGGACGAGUACCAGGUGGAGAUCUCGCCGCUGGCACAGGAACUGUCGCUGAAACCGUCCAGAUUGGCUGCGUUGUUCCGGUCGUUGGGCUGUGUUUUAAAGAACGCUACCGCAGCACAGUGCGAGAAACUGGGCGUUCCAAAGGCCAUUGCCGCCAACUACAAGAUCGCCUCGCUCAAGGUGCCGUUCAAAGCACCAGAACAGGCCAGACGCGGCGGCGGGCCUCGAAGAUAG
Molecule: messenger RNA, 1197 nt
Organism: Ogataea philodendri
Lineage: Eukaryota; Fungi; Ascomycota; Pichiomycetes; Pichiales; Pichiaceae
Exons: 1
Coding region: 1-1197 (398 amino acids)
Biological process (GO): RNA polymerase I preinitiation complex assembly; nucleolar large rRNA transcription by RNA polymerase I; transcription elongation by RNA polymerase I
Cellular component (GO): RNA polymerase I complex
Molecular function (GO): DNA binding
Source: RefSeq, a predicted model, not a curated record